AUGGCAGUGUUGUCGUUGUUGGGACUUCUGUUCCCCGUCCUGUCUUCGGCUCAGUCCCAAGGCGGAGACUACAUGAGCCAGUAUGCUGCUCCGUACCAGCAGUACAUGCAGGGAGCAGCCGGCAGUGGUAGUGAUGGCUACCAGAAGUACUACAGCAAGUACACUUCGGAGUACGGCUCCGGUGGUGGCGGAGGCUAUGACAAGUACAUGUCGAAGUACGCUGGCAACUAUGCAGCUAAGUACAUGCCGUCGUCCGAGUCUGACAAGUCUUCUGAAGAUGCAAAGAAGGCAGUAAGCUUCGCCGCAGCGGAGGCCGGCCCGGAGAAGAAAAGCGACGACUCGGCUGGCCAGAGCUUUCAGAAGUAUAUGGACUAUGCCAAGUACACCCAGGGUCAGGGCUCCCAG
Symbiodinium sp. CCMP2456 is the source of this 405-nucleotide messenger RNA. The record is from the annotation of a GenBank genome assembly. NCBI's taxonomy places the organism in Eukaryota, Dinophyceae, Suessiales, Symbiodiniaceae.